UUACGGUUUACUGGUUGGCAUAGGGUAUUUAAAAAUUCAUAUUUUGAUUUUUUAUAAACUUAAAUUAUUUGGGACGUAAAAGAAAAACGAUGCUUUUGGGUAAGAGGGGGAAAAUUUGUAGGUGAUUAAAAAGAAAGUAACUUGAUUCUAAACCCUAAACCCUCGGCCGGGGUUAGAAGAAGCAGGAAGGAGUGCAACUUCACUGCCAAAAUUCUCAAAUUUCUCCUACAACGUUAAUCAUUCGAAUAGGGUUUCUGUUUCUUUUCUCAAAUUUUGCAACUUUGGUUCCGGCGAAACGGAUUUUCUAAUCGGCGAGGAAGAAUCAGGGAUUUUGGUUUCAAUGGCUGGCAAAAAGAGAAGCGGCGGCGAAUCGUCGGAUGAAGUAGAGAACAACAGCCUUGCAAAUGUGCCGGCGAAGAAGAAACCGAAGAAUGGUAGGCGAAAAACCGGUGAACGUUCUGAUUCCGGCGACGCAAAUUCUCAGGCGGCGGCUCCUCCCGGCGUUGCGAGUUACGCCAAAGACAUGGAGAAGAAGAAGAAGAGGAAAGCCUUAGACAAAGGGAGAAAACGCACCGCUCUGGAGAAAGAGGGCAUAGCUCCGCAGGCAGGAGCGGUGGUUCUCAAUUCGAAAUCCGAUGAAAACGGUAAAUCUGUUGCUUCGCCGUCUUCUUCUACUGGAGGGUUGCCGGAUUUGCCUCUUAACUAUUUCAGGGAACUGGCUUCUGCCGACAUAAGUGUGAGAAAAACAGCGGCGGAGUCUUUGGUGUUAAGGUUGCAAGACAUUCAGACACAGUACGAGACUCUGCCGGAUAAGGAUUCUGUAAGUGACGGGUUAAUGUUGGAAGCUGAAAGAAACGAUGGUUUGGAUGAUUGUGCUCCACACUUGAGAUACACUCUACGUAGGCUUAUUCGUGGCGUGUCCUCUUCGAGAGAGUGCGCCAGACAAGGGUUUGCCUUGGGUUUGACAUUGCUUGUUGGUGCAAUUUCUAGCAUCAAGGCUGAAUCACUGAUGAAACUCAUUGUUGAUGCAUUGGCAGUAUCUUCAUCCAUGAAGGGCCAAGAUGUAAAGGAAUGCCUACUUGGUCGGCUGUUUGCUUAUGGUGCACUUGCACGGUCUGGAAGACUGAACAAAGAUUGGCUACACGAUAAAUACACUCCGAUCAUCAAGGAGUUUACCAAUGCCGUUAUCUCCCUUGCUGGAAAAAAGCGAUACUUGCAAGAGCCAGCUGUCCAUGUUCUCCUUGACAUUGUUGAGAAGUUGCCUGCCGAAGCAUUGUUGAAUCAUGUCGCUGAAGCUCAAGAACUUCGUAAUUGGUUUGAGCAAGCUACUUAUGUUGGAAAUCCAGAUGCUUUGCUUUUAGCUCUUAAACUCCGUGAGAAGAUUUCAGUUGACCACCCUGUAUUUGGCAAGCUUCUACCAGUUCCAUUCAGCUCAGCAAAUCUUUUUUCGGCAGAUCAUCUCUCAUCAAUCGCUAAUUGCUUGAAGGAAUCUACAUUCUGCCAGCCUCGAGUUCAUAGCUUAUGGCCUGUUAUUGUUGAUAGGCUAUUACCAGAAACAGUUCACACCGAAGAUGCCACAUCCAUUUCUAAACCGUCUAAAAAAGCAAAGCGAACUGGCAAGUCCAGCCCCAUUGAAGAAGAAAUGACGAAGAACAUUCAGAAUUUCUGUGAAAUCAUUAUUGAAGGAACCCUUCUUUCCUCAUCUCAUGAUCGUAAGCACUUGGCAUUUGACAUCCUGCUUCUCCUUCUUCCAAAGCUUCGAGCAAGUUUUGUCCCAUCUGUUUUAUCAUACAAAUUUGUCCAGUGUCUCAUGGAUAUACUUUCUACAAAGGACUCUUGGAUGCAUAAAGUUGCACAAUAUUUUAUCAAGGAGUUGUUGGAUUGGUUGAGAAAUGAUGAUGAUUAUUAUGAUGCUAGAAGAGCCGCUGUAACAAUGGCUUUUCAGAGACACAGCCUUGGAAAAUUCGAUAUUAUUACACGUACAAAAACCAUCAAAGAUUUAACUUCAGAGUUUGAAACCGAGGAUGGUUGCAGAUUUUUUCUUCAGAACUUGAUGGACUUGUUUGUGGACGAAAAACAUGUUCCAGAGGAACCCUCAGACAUGGAAUGGGCACUAGAACCUUGCUCCUUAAAUUCAGAUCAGAGUCAAACAACAGAUGACAACUCAGAGAUUGAUUCAAAAGAGGAGGAAUCUGUUGGAACAGCGGAAAAUUCGGAUCUUCUGAAAAGCUGGGUGAUACAAUCUCUCCUCCGCAUUUUAAAGGAUGCUGAUAUGGGUCCUAUAUCAACAUACAGAUUGAAACAGCAUAUUCUGAAAUUUCUAGUUGUUCAAGGUCUAUUUCGGGCUUCACUUGGCACUGAAGUUACAUCAUUUGAGUUGCAGGAGAAAUUCAAAUGGCCCAAAACAGCUACUUCUACUGCACUUUGCAAAAUGUGUAUUGAGCAGCUGCAACUGUUACUCUCACAUUCUCAAAAGUCUGUGGAUUCUCUGCCUAAAGAUAUCGUCCGCGAGCUUGAUGGUUUGGCUUCGUAUUUCAUGAAAUUCCUUAGCACUUUGCAGAAUAUUCCCUCUAUUUCUCUCUUCUGCUCCUUGAAUGAAGCAGAUGAGAAGGCCGUCAGAGACUUGCAAGAAACAGAACGCAAAUUGUCGAGAGAGGAAAGAUAUUAUGGAUUAUUUGAUGAUGCAAGGAAGUCACAUGCAAUGAAGCUCUUAGCCGUUCAGUUACUGCUUCAAGUACUCCUCCAUCCAGGAGAAUUCUCAGAAGCUGCAUAUGAACUUGCAAUAUGCUGUGACAAAGCUUUCGAUGAUCUUCUUAAGGGUUUUGGAGAGGGUGAGGCUGAUGAUGAAGCACCAGAGGUAAUUGAUGUCCUUGUGGACACGUUACUUACAUUGUUGCCACAGACUUCAGCUCCAAUGCGAUCUGCCAUUGAGGAGGUUUUCAAAUGCUUUUGUCAUGAUGUGACUAACAAUGGACUGCUGAGAAUGUUACGAGUAAUCAAGAAAGAUCUAAAACCAGCUAGACAUCAAGACCCGGAAUCCGAUCUUGAUGAUGAUGAUGGCGAAGAUUGUCUGGCUAUUGAAGAGGAAGAGAAUGAGGAUAUCGAUGAGGCUGAAACAGGUGAGACGGGUGAGAGUGAUGAGCAGAUGGAUGAUUCUGAAGCAGUAAUUGGCAUCCAAAAUGCUGACAAAGGAUUCAAUGAAAAUUCGGAUGACUCUGAGUCUGAUGAAGGGAUGGAUGAUGAUGCGAUGUUCCGCAUGGACACUUAUCUGGCUCAGAUAUUCAGGGAGAAAAAGAAUCAGGCUGGCGGUGAAACUGCUCAGUCGCAGCUUGUUCUCUUUAAACUCCGCGUCCUCUCACUACUCGAAAUUUACCUCCAUGAAAAUCCGGGUCAUCCUCAAGUUCUGACAGUUUACUCAAACUUAGCUCAGGCUCUUGUCAACCCGAACACUUCAGAAAGCAGCGAGCAACUCGUGCAGCGUAUAUGGAGCAUUGUCCAGAAGAGAAUAUUAAAAGCAAAAGAAUUUCCCAAGGAUGAAUCCAUCCAGUUAUCCACUCUUGUUUCUUUGUUGGAGAAGAAUCUGAAGCUGGCUGCUAAACCGUUCAAGAGAAAAAAGUUCGGUACUAACCCGCCAAAGAAGAAGCAGUCAGCUGCUUGGAACCGGUACAAGAUGGUCUCUAACCUCGCCCAGAACUCAACUUACUGGAUUCUAAAGAUAAUCGAUGCAAGAAAAUUCUCAGAAAGUGAGCUUCAGGAGAUUCUGGAUGUCUUUCAGAGUGCACUUGUUGGGUACUUUGAUACCAAGAAAUCUCACAUCAAGGUAGAAUUUCUGGAGGAAGUUUUUAGGAGGCGGCCAUGGAUUGGACACCGUCUUUUUGGAUUCCUACUGGACAAAUGCCAAAAUGCAAAGAUGGAAUUCCGCAGGAUUGAAGCGCUUGAUCUGGUCGCUGAAACAAUGAGGUCACUGGCUCCAUUAAAAUCACGAGAUGAACAACAAACAAACGAAGAAGCAUCGAGCAAAGCAAUGAAAACCCAUCUGCAGAAAUUGAGUCAGUUGAUGAAAGUGCUUGUGUUAAAGAUGCCAGAGAAGCAAGCGAGGAGAUCUCUGGUGCGUAAAUGCUGCCACAGAAUCUUUCAGACGGUAUCGAAGUUGAAGCUCACAAAGUCAUUCCUCAAGAAAUUGGGGCCGGAUGGUCAGUCAGCCUGUGAAUCAUCCAUCAGUGACCUGUUCCUGGAGUUCAAGAACGCUUGAGAGGAGUAAAGCCAAGAAGACAUGUCAAAAAGGUAAGGACUUUACCAUCGAUCUUGCAUUGUUAACAAUGGCUGCUCUGAAAGACAGGAUCUUGUGGCAAAUUUCUCUGUUUUCCUUCUCCUGUCCCGUCCCAUUUCCGGUGAAGAACUAACUAUAUAUAGGUGAAGUUUCCACAUUUGGUAAGGAGAGAAAUUUCCUUCUCACCUGAUCACCUCGAACCAUAUUAUGCAUAUAAUUGUUAAAAUACGCCUGAGUGCUGAGUUUGCUUUUGAA
Messenger RNA from Tarenaya hassleriana, 4525 nucleotides. RefSeq names its product DNA polymerase V-like. The transcript is spliced from 8 exons. Bases 341 to 4252 code for a protein of 1303 amino acids. NCBI's taxonomy places the organism in Eukaryota, Viridiplantae, Streptophyta, Magnoliopsida, Brassicales, Cleomaceae. Gene Ontology annotation, biological process: regulation of DNA-templated transcription. The record is from RefSeq and is a predicted model, not a curated record. Gene Ontology annotation, cellular component: nucleolus. Gene Ontology annotation, molecular function: DNA binding; transcription factor binding.